Phymastichus coffea is the source of this 2622-nucleotide messenger RNA. RefSeq names its product ankyrin repeat and KH domain-containing protein mask-like. The record is from RefSeq and is a predicted model, not a curated record. NCBI's taxonomy places the organism in Eukaryota, Metazoa, Arthropoda, Insecta, Hymenoptera, Eulophidae. Gene Ontology annotation, cellular component: cytoplasm. The transcript has 3 exons. Bases 244 to 1815 code for a protein of 523 amino acids. Gene Ontology annotation, molecular function: protein binding.
CUGCAUCACGAUUUCAUACUCGGAUUAAGUAUUAGUCGUAAUAGUGGCUCGCGUAGCGAGAAAUAUGUGUGUGUGCGUGCGUGUAUCUGAUAUAUCGGCUCUGCGUGCCCGUUGUUAUGCUAUUUUUAGCUCUCAUCGAAAUUUUUACAUUUUUUUAAUUCGCGGACAACAUUUGUUUUGCCAUACUUUAUGAAAAGAAUGUAUUGACGAAGUAAUUGCAUCCUUGAUUUGCUAUUGGUCAAUAUGGGUGGAUGCAUCAGCGGAUGGUUUUCCACCUGUCCAGGUUUUUGCAAUGCAAUACCAGUUAAAAAGCAAUCAAGUGACUUGGGAAGUGAACAAAAAAAUACCCUUACACGGUUAAAAAAGGCAGUUGAAUCAGGAGACCGAGACAGGGUGACUUAUCUUCUUAAGCGAAAACCUCAGCUAAAUUGUAGCGAUGGCGGCAGGAUACUUUGGGAUGCAGUGUUGAAAGAUGAUGGGAAAAUUGCGUCGAUGUUGGUCGCUUCGGGCGCAGAUCUCACUGUAAAGGGACCGACAGCCGCCGGCUGUUCGAGUUUCCUUCACGAGCUCGUGAAAAGUAAACAUGCACGGCAUCAUCGACUGGCCGUGGAAAUGAUCGAACGUGGUGCUGAUGUGAAUGCUCGUGACGGCCACGGAGUAACAGUUCUUCAGCAAGCCAUUGAGGCAGGAUGUCCGGUUAGCUUGAUCAAGGAACUUCUGAGAAAAGGAGUACAAUUAACGGGUACUUCCAUCAUGAGAGCCUCUCAGUAUUUUGCACCAAAAGAGUUAGUGAAUUUGCUCGUCUGUGUAUUCCUCCACGAGGGAUCGAGGACCGAGCGGGUCGAAGAGUUACUACUACGCUGUGGCGGUGUAGAUUAUGCUGAGAGUAACGUACUACCACUUGUCGAGAUACUUUUAAAAUUUAACUUACCAGCCGCACAAAUAGAUCGAAAAGGCCGUACGCUCAUACGUGCUAUACGCAUGGAAAAAUUUGAAAUGGUGAAAUUACUUAUAAAAUACGGCUUUGACGUGAACGCACGUGUACCACCUAUACAAGGAUCUUACGAAAUGUCGACAUUUAACUAUAUGAUUAACACCCAAUUGGCAUUUGAGUUACCAUUAUCUGCAGCAUCACAAUUACUUAGAACAGAUAUUGCCGAAUAUCUGAUCCGCGCUGGUGCGAAAGUCAAUUUUCCAACAUCGCUUUCGAUAUAUGACGGGGGUUAUGCUAUUCAUGGCGCAUGUGAAAAGGGACUUGUAGAAAAUAUUCGGCUAUUAUUGCGCUACGGAGCUGACGUCAAUCUCGUCGAUAGUCGGAGACGAACUGCGUUUUCUAUAAUCAGCUUCAUUGAAGAUCUCACCGAAACGCACCAGUUGUUCAUAAAGCAUUUCGCGCUUUUAACGCUAAAAGGAACGACAGUUAAUAAAAGAGAUUUGCAGCUUGUGAUGAGUUCCUCUAAAAUGCAUGAAUACUAUAAUCAGUGCUUGAACGAAUUGGAAAAGAUGGAAAAGGCAAACAUUAUUCGUGGCAUUUCCUUUUUUUCUAUUUUUUCAAUGAGCGAGGAUGAACUGUCCUUCAUGAUUAGAAGUACCAUAUUUAUGAACAACUAUAUAAAUAGGCUAACAAAAUUAGAAUUCCUAAAUUAUUACGACGACAUGGUCUUUUUAUUGGAGAAUGCUGAAAAGCGUAGAUGUCAAUUGAGCGACAUAGAGGAACUUCUCUACGAAGUAUUGCUACCUUGUUUGCCAAAUCUUGCAUUAGAAAGAGUUAUCUAUUUUUUUUAUAUGCAUUGUUCAAAGAACAAAGUUACAUAAUGUAUACAUCAUACAAAUGUGUAUUCACGUAAAUCGAAUGGUCACAGGUGACGCUUGUCGUUGGACCAGUUAUCUAUUUCUUCUACAUGAAUGAAAGUGAAUAAAUUAAUCUGGUCGAAUUUUUCUGCAAAUUUACAAAAUAACAUGCAAUUAUUUUGAUGUAUUGGAUGUGAUUUCGAUGGCACAUCAAUUAUCGUUUGAACAAUUGCUAAUUUUUAUCCCAUAACUUGCUGGCUGUGGGGUAAAAAUUUGAUCAUUAAAGUAAUAAAAUACCUGAACCCGGUAGUUAUAAUUGUAGAAUUAUCGUUUUAUUAGUUGAAACGAAAAAGUCCUUUUCAUUGUAUAAUACUAUAUUUUUAUUGUUUAUAAUUAGAAGUGAUAAAUAAAAUUUUGUUCAAAAAAAUUGCAACAAUAAUGUAUUCGAUCAUUUUUCUAUAAAAAUAAAGUAGAAUGUAAAUAAUGAUCGUGUGUACUAAUUUCCGUUGAAUGAUUAUUAUAUAAUAUUAGCAUCUUAACGAGAUCAUAAAUAUCGAGCGCGCCGUGCGCAUUGAGAACUAUGUACCCGCGUCAUUAUGUUAUAUCACGCAAUCGCAUAUGUAUAUGAGCAAAUCCCUAAAACUUUAAAAAUUUAAGUUACUCCAUGAUAUUCGGGCUAUACUAAGAGGAAUUCGAAAUUUGAAAAAAGGUUUUUUGUUCAAAAAAUGAUGACUAACAACCUCGAUUAAUUUAUUUUAGGCCAUCAAUUAUAGAUAUAAAGCUAUAAAUCGAAAUUGUAUCGUUUGUGCAACAAUUUAAUGUGUUACUCGC